Nicotiana tabacum (common tobacco) is the source of this 741-nucleotide messenger RNA. NCBI's taxonomy places the organism in Eukaryota, Viridiplantae, Streptophyta, Magnoliopsida, Solanales, Solanaceae. The record is from RefSeq and is a predicted model, not a curated record.
AUGGCUUCAUUGCUCACCAUACAGAUGGUAGUUGAGGAGAAAUGGCCGCAGAAACGACAGCCUUCAGAAAAUGUUCUCGAUGUUGAGAUUCACUUAGCCGCUAAAGGUCUUGGUGACACCAUUACUCAGGGUAAUGAGGCAUCAAGCCAGGACAAAGCAAAAACCAUGAUUUUCCUUCGUCAUCAUUUAGAUGAAGGUUUGAAGGUUGAAUAUUUGACAGUGAAAGAUCCACUUGAAUUGUGGACUGGUAUGAAAGAAAGGUAUGACCUUAAGGCUACAGUAUUGCCAAGGGCUCGAUAUGAGCGGAUGCACUUAGGAUUGCAAGAUUUUAAGACCCAGCGAUACCGUGAAAAGGGUUUUAAAAAGUAUUCAGAAUUGAUCUCAUGUCUUCUAGUGGCUAAGCAACAUAAUACCCUUUUGAUGAAAAAUCAUGAAGCCCAUCUCACAUGGUCAGCUCCAAUACCUGAAGCGAAUAUGGUAGCGAGACGUGAUAAGUCUAGAAAAAGACAGAAUAAUUAUCAUGACCAUAUGAAUAUACGUGGGCAUGGCAAUAGAAAGAGACGAUAUAAUAAUCGUCAUUGUGGUGGUCAUGGCAAACGAGAGAACAAUAUGGGUUCUCAAAACAAUCCUUCAAGAGGCAAAAGCGUUAACUGGCACCGCUGUGGCAUGAAAGGUCGCUGGAAAAUUGAAUGUCGUGCACCUGAGUAUUUUGUCAGGCUUUAUCAAAAUAAAAGCAAAUAA